Messenger RNA from Saccoglossus kowalevskii, 1622 nucleotides. Its product is annotated as mitochondrial amidoxime-reducing component 1-like. Lineage: Eukaryota; Metazoa; Hemichordata; Enteropneusta; Harrimaniidae. Gene Ontology annotation, molecular function: catalytic activity; molybdenum ion binding; pyridoxal phosphate binding. The record is from RefSeq and is a predicted model, not a curated record.
UCAAAGUUCGCUCCGAGUCACGUUUAGCAAUGUUACUCGAAAUGUCGUCGUUAUCCAGUAAGCAAUUAAUAGUGGGAGGGCUCGCUGUAGCUGCUGUCGGUGGUAGUAUAUUAUGGUAUAGAUCAAGAAGAAAGGCUCGACAUGGGGAGAUGGUCGCAGUGGGCAAAGUAUCGGCCAUGUUCCUGCAUCCAGUUAAAUCUUGUAGGGGUAUAGAAUUGUCGAGUGGACGUUGCACCAAAAUGGGGUUGAGAAGUGGACCACUGAAAGAUAGGCACUGGAUGGUGGUUAAUGCAGAUAAUGUAUUUAUAACUGCUCGUCAAGAGCCAAGGAUGGUGCUUAUUAAAACCGCCUUAUCUGAUGAUGAGAAGUACCUUCAGUUGGAUGCACCUGGCAUGCCUACUUUGAAAAUACCAAUAAAUAUGAACGAAAUUCCAAAAAAUGAACAAGAAGUUAUCACAACGAGAGUUCAUAGAACAGAGUGUAAAGGCAGAUAUUGUGGAGAAGUGGCUGAAGUAUGGCUAAGUUCAUUUUUAGAUAAACCCAAUUUUAAGCUUAUUUAUUUGGAGAACUUAUCACCAAGGCUUUUUGCUGAAGAUCCUUUAUUGGGAACACUUGGUGAAGAAGGUGAUAUUAUUCCGUAUAUGGACAGUACUCCUUAUAUGGUGAUCAGUCAAAGCUCGCUGGAUGACUUAAAUGGGAAACUUGAAACUAGCGUGACUGCUAAGCAUUUUCGACCAAACUUUGUCUUAUCAGGAAUGGAGCCAUUUGAAGAGGACAAAUUCAAAUAUUUGAAAUUAGGAAAUGCAACAUUAAGAUUUGUUAAAUUCUGUCAAAGGUGUAAGAUAACCAAAGUUGACCCAGAAACAGGUAUUAUGCACAACUCUGAGCCAUUGGAAACCCUUCAAAGUUAUCGUAAGUGUGAUGAAGAUUGUCCUGAGAAAUAUGUUUAUAAGGAACAGCCAUUAUUUGGAAUAAAUAUGGCUAUUGAUGUACAGGGGACAGUCUGUGUUGGUGACACAGUGUAUGCUUCUUAUAAAUGAGAGCAAGAAUUCUGCGCAAACAUUUUAAACAAAGAUUGUCAUGUUCUGUUUCCUUAAAAACAAUAUGACUUUCUCAUAGCAUAACCCUUCUUUGGUGGCCAUUUUGGUUUUGAAAACUAGUUUGGGGACUCUAACAAAAUAAUUUAGCAAAGUAUGUGAACAAUGACCAUCAUUACUGGUAUGGACCAUUGUUAAAACAACAACCACAAGUCAGUUUUUAUGUGAAUAAUGUUUCAUUGAAUGAAAAGCAGCUCAUAUUAAAUAAAACACAUCAAAACUUGCCUUCUAUGUAUUUAAAAAAUAUAAAUAAUAAAGGUGAUGUAAAUAUGCUUGGUGUUGAUUUAUAUUAUACAGCUGCCUAAAAACAGGAUUUAUCAGCUAAAAGUGGAAAUAUAGUAACAAACUGUAUAUUCAAUAAUCACUGGAGCUCCAUUAUGAACAGUUGAUUUACCUUCAUCAUUUUUUCAUAAGCUUGUUAUAAAAUCUGCUAGAAGGAAUUUUCUGUGACUGUGUGAUCUGAAAUGUUUGUUUUAUCAUCAUUGGUAUAAGUAUUACCAUUAUCACAAAUAAAAACUACAGCAU